AGGGCUAAAAAGAAGAUUUUGCAGGAACUGGGAGCUCAGCUCAGGUAACUGACUGAACUGUAUUCUUCAUCUUACAUCUUACCUUCCAUUGUCAACUUCUACUGCAAAUUUAGUUAGCAAAUUACUUAUCUACUUACCAUGGUGGUUGAUAGCUUGGAGGGCUGAACACUUACAUUACCAUUAUUAUUUUAUGAUUAAUGUAUUAUUGUACAAUUUCUAAAACCAUAGUUCAUAGUUCCUCCCACAUAAAAUUUUUAAUGAACUUCACUGUAACAUUAUAUUAUGCAUUUCCGUUUCUUGGGUUUGGAAGGUUACCAGUCUUUUCAAUACAAGUUAAUUCCUUCAAGUUGUAAAUAAUUUAAUGUGCUUGGCGUAAAGAACAAAGAAUAUUCACCCAAAAUUUUUUCUUGUUCAACUGCAAACUUGAAGUGAUUGAAAUUUUUGUGCAGUUUCACUGCUUGAGUUCUCCUCGCAAAACGACUUGUAUUGAAAUGACUUUGUAUCAAAACGACAGGAUUCUGUUUGGAAGGGUAGGGAUGUUUCCUGAAAAUUACAUGAUGCAGGUAGAGUAAUCAAGGCUUGAAAAAGGCUUGAAUUCCAGCUUGUCCUUUGGGCAAGCAGCUGUCAUAUUUUUGUUGCACAGGGUCACUUCUUGCUAGUCUUAGUGAAUGAUUUUAUUAGAGGAUGACUUACCUGGAGUCUUACCCGUUGGACAAGUAAGCUUUAAAAGUUAGUUGCCCAGCAAGAAAAUCUACCUAUACCGGACUACUGGACAUUACCAUUUUUAAGCUCUGAGCCAUAUGUUUUUACAACUUGAUACACUGUUCACUCUCAUAGUUAUGUGUGACUAAGUCACUAAAAGUCUUUUGGCACUUUAAAUUUAAUAGUAUAUCCACUGAACGCCAUAGAGCUGAGGUGCGAAGAGCCUAUAGUGAUGACAGAUUGGCUAUCGUGGCGGAAAGGUACAGUAGGCUUCAAUAUUUCCCUUAA
This is a messenger RNA of Porites evermanni, 990 nucleotides long. NCBI's taxonomy places the organism in Eukaryota, Metazoa, Cnidaria, Anthozoa, Scleractinia, Poritidae. The record is from the annotation of a GenBank genome assembly.